Molecule: messenger RNA, 1761 nt
Organism: Bemisia tabaci
Lineage: Eukaryota; Metazoa; Arthropoda; Insecta; Hemiptera; Aleyrodidae
Molecular function (GO): N-acetyltransferase activity
Source: RefSeq, a predicted model, not a curated record
CAGGCAUCGAAAAUAAUUAACGACUCUAACCAUGAAAGAAGAAAAAUCUUAAUGCGUUGAGCUGUGUCUGAAGGCCGAAUCGAUUAGAGGUCAUCAAAUUAUUCAAGAAGAACAUUGAAAUGGAAAAUGAAGCCACUGACGUACAUUGAAAUGAGACAAUGGGCUCCAUGAGGCCACGAUAGAGAGUUUUGCGCUACGCGUUUCCCAAAAAGUGCUGCUCCUAGUGCACGAGAACCUAACUUCCCUUAUUGUUCGUUUUCCAGGAAAAACGGAAAGUCUAACUUCUCUCAUAUACACACCAAACUGAAAUAACAGCCAACAGGUCCUGUUCCGGCAAAGUCAACAUGAGUUCCGACAGCUCAGUAAUCAAACGAGUGUGUCUGGAGGCAGAAGCUGGAAGUCCAGCCGUUAAAUAUCGGAUACAGCUCCUAGACGAAUCUUUGAUUGACGAAAGUGUAGAAUUUUUGGCGAAGGAACUAUUGCCAUCGACAAACAUGACGAUUAUUUCAAGUCUCGGUUUCUUGUCAGACAAAGAUGCAUGUGACGAAAUAAAGAGUGUAUUAAGAAAACACUUGUCCGAGGGAAUCUCCUUAGCAGCUCUGCUUGAGGAUGACUCGGGAAAUUGUGGACCUUUGAUCGGGUGUAAUGUUUUGUAUAAAGAGAGUACGUCAGAGAUGGAAUACCGGACGGAUAAAAUGAAACUAUGCCACCAAACAUUGGUCGACCUAAAGAAAGGAGUAGACGUGCUCAAGAUUUACAACUGCUCCGACUGCAUCAGUGCCUUCGGCAUUUCGGUGGCGAGCGCCUUCCGGGGUCGGGGCAUCGCGACAGAAUUCUUAAGGGCGCGUGCGGAAGUCUGCCGGCUCACCAACAUCCCGGUCACCGCGGGCGUCUUCAGUGGUCCCUACUCCCAUAAGGCGGCCGCCAAAGCAGGUUUCCGCACGCUCUCGGAGCUCGAUCUCGGCACGUAUCGGAUAGACAACAAGAUUGUGCACCCCGAAGCUAGAGGAUGGCCCACUGCCAAGUACAUGGCCAAUAAAUAUUUUUAGGAAAACACAUUUUACUUUAGGCGCAGUAGGUCGCCAAUGGAGGAUUUGCAGGUGUCUGAAAUUUGAUGAAUUUUUUGUUUAAGUGGAAACCACUGAGUGAAUUGGACGUAUUUCUGUUAAACGGAACUAAGCGCCAAAUUGAGUUCUUUUUGUGGAUUUUAGAAUCCCGGAUAGCGCGUUCUGUCAAACGGAACUAACUACUAAGUGCCAUGGAAAAGCAUUGCAAGUAUAGGACAUAACGAACAUCGCGUUCCGCAUCACCCGCCAAUCAAAGCCCCCCUUUCCCUUCCUCCCCCUAUGGCAUGGCGCUUCGUUCCGUCUGAUAGAAAUACGUAUAUGGGCCUGUUGCAAACUUUUGCUGGAGCGAAAAUAAAAGUUGUCAUUCAUAGAAUGUGUCUCAAAAAUCACGAUGAGCGCAUCAUGAAAGUCUGAAAUGCACUCCUUACUUCACAAUUUUCAUAAAAAAGCGUCUUUUCGAGCUUCCCGCCUCAAAAACGAUACCACGGCACAGGUGAACAUUUCGUUAGAGGAGUCAUUCCAUCCAACGCCUGCUCUCAAGAAUACUACGCAAUACUCCACAUAGGCGACGCCAAUCUGCCAAAAAUUAUGUGACGGGACGAUGAUUUUAACCACCUGAUAACAAUCAGCGUGUUUACAUUCACAUUUUUCUCGCGUUGAUAGAUAUCCGCCUUGAUUGACCUCCUGCUCUCCU